Messenger RNA from Linum trigynum, 2638 nucleotides. Lineage: Eukaryota; Viridiplantae; Streptophyta; Magnoliopsida; Malpighiales; Linaceae. The record is from the annotation of a GenBank genome assembly.
GGCAGACUGAGUUGUGCCGAACCGGGUGGGGAUCCGAUUCGGUAGGGGUGAGUCACUGAGUGGGACAGGAAAUGAGGGAGAAAGGCAACUCGUUCAACUUUUUGGUCAAGUUGUGUAUUUUAAGGUUUACAAAGCACUGUUGACUGUAGCUGUAAGGCGAGCAGUGGGUGGGGAGUGAGGCGGGGAAGGGCCACGAAAGCCAGAGAGAGGGAGAGGGGGAUGGGGAUGGCCAGGAAGGAAGCCGGGCUUAGGGUUUGACUGAGUGGGGGAAGGAAGCCGAAGAAGAAGAAGAAGAAGAGAGCAAAAAGCGAAGAAAUUCAGAAGAAGACUGGAAGGUGGCUGGCGGUGGUGGUUUAGAUCUGAGACCCCGAGGAAAUUGUAUUUCUCUUUCUUUCCCUUUCUUUUUCAAUCGGGUCUUAUCAUUCUACAUCAUGAUCUGAUUCACCAUUUCUGUAUCUCUCCUCUUUUUCUCUCUCUGUCCAUCCCACUCACUCACUAUAAUUACCCAAAAAGUCGCAAAACCCCAACUGAAAAAUGCCUUCUAGGCCUUACUUCCACAAGAUAAUUCUCCCCAGAACCCUUCAGGACAGGAAGCUGAGGAUCCCAGAUAACUUUAUCAAGAAAUUUGCAAAUGACCUCACUCCACUUGUCAGGCUCACUGUUCCGGAUGGUCAUGUGUGGCGUAUAGGAAUAGUAAAAGCUGACGAUAAGUUUUGGUUUCACGAUGGGUGGCAUGAUUUUGUUGAGAGUUACAAGAUUCGUGUUGGCUACUUGCUGAUUUUCAGAUAUGAAGGAAAUGCAAUCUUCAAUGUUCAUAUAUUCAAUUUGUCUGCUUCUGAGAUAAACUAUCAAACUAACACUCUCAGUGGGAAAAGAUGCCUUCUAUUUGAUGAUUUGGAAGACGAGGACUGUGCCGAGUACUUGAAUCCAUUGUCAGUUUACCAAGUUCCCUACACAAUGAAAGGAAAUCCGCAUUUGACAAGAGUAACGAAUGUUCCACAACCAACAACUCAGCCCGCUGGGGAUGGGAAUCUUCAGUUUAAUGCAUUUGAUCAACGAAAUGCUUCAGAUGCACCACCAGCAGCAGCCGUAAAAGUUCCCAAGAAACGUGGAAGAAAAAGGAUAAAGCCUGAUCCGAAUGCAGAUGAGCAACAACCACCCUCCUCCCCAAAAUCCCAAGAAGAUGGAGAAAUGCGCUUGAGAUUCUACAAAAGUGCCUCGGCGAGGAAGAGAACUGUGACGGCUGAGGAAAGGGAAAGAGCGGUAAAUGCAGCCAAAACAUUUGAGCCAGAAAAUCCUUUCUGCAGGGUUGUGUUGCGACCAUCUUAUUUAUACAGAGGUUGCAUUAUGUAUCUACCAUCCUGCUUUGCAGAAAAGCAUCUCAAUGGAGUUUCUGGAUUCAUCAAGCUUCAGUUCACCGAUGGGAAGCAGUGGCCUGUUCGAUGUCUUUAUAGAGGAGGGAGAGCUAAACUGAGCCAGGGAUGGUACGAGUUCACGUUGGAGAACAAUAUGGGCGAAGGAGAUGUCUGCGUUUUUGAGCUGAUGAAAUCCAGGGAUGUUUUGCUGAAAGUUACUGUGUUCCGAGUCAUGGACACUGCUGGCAACUACCUCCGCAACCACCAUCGAUCUUCUCCUCCUACUCCUUUGGGGCACUAGAAUCUUAAGCUGGGGAUCCGCAUCAUAGAUUAGGAAGGCUGGAAGUGGUGAGGACUUCGUUCCUCUCUCGUUGCUGUUGAUGAUUGUCUAUCAUGAUCUGUUAUGGAAGGCUCUCUGCUGGCACGUUUCCUUCUGCUACUUGCAAUCCUGUUGAUGAUUGUCUAUAAGAAAGAAAGAAAGAAAGAAAGAACCACCAUAUGCAAAUUAGCAGGAAGCUUCUUCACUUGUUAUUUUAGGGGUGCUUUUUCCACAUCGAUUUUUGUGUGGGUUUGAUUAGGGCUGUAAAUAGGUUGUUCAAUCAAGAAGACAUCGAGCUGGACCAGGACCAUCAGAUCUUUGUGUGGCAGCUCUGAUUCAUGUUUAAAUUUUUAUGCUUGAUUCCAUUCUCAUUAGGGUUUAUGGUUGGUUUGUUUGCCAGAUCUUUGUGCUCCGCUUGUUGGGUCUCUACCCUGUUUUGUUCACUGUUUAGACUCUUAGAACACUCUUUUGGGUUGCACUACCGUCAUGCUGGUUUGCAAGUAAUAUGUGGAGUACUAACGACAAAUUUACUAAUGACGUGAUGAAAGGUAGAGAUGUGCCACCUUAACCAACACUUCCCCUAUAGCAUAUGUAUAACCAGGGAAGUGGUACUUUUUUUGUUGAAGUCGAUCAACUCCUCAAAUUAACAAACACACCUGCAUUAUGGUUAAAUUUGAUCCAAGGUGAACCAUUAUUGUUCAUAGAUAAGGUUGUACAAAUGUGGCAAACUGUUGAGUAAUGUUCCCUCUAGAUUUAUAGUUUUGAUUCUUCAAUGUUGUUUACUCUCAAUUCUUUUUGUCCAUUGGAAUUUAUAUAUAUAUAUGGUGGUGUCUUCGGUGCACUCAUUUUUUUGGUGCAUUCAGUGCACUCGCUUCAUAACCAUCAUUUUUAAACAUGUGAUUUAUGUCAAAAUGAUGUCAAUCAUCACUUAUGAUGUGAUGAACAAUAACGCACAUGAAUUUGC